UCAGGCCCUUAGUCUAUCUAAUGUGGGCUUUGAUUUGUCACCAAAAGCUAACAAGAUUUUGAUGAGAACAUAUAAAGGGCAGCUAAAAAUAUUAUAUCACACAAUGACAAAUAUUACGUAUAUGAAAUCUAUCAUGUUAAAUCCUAAAAUACUUUAGCUAAUGGGCUUAAUUACAGUUUUGGGCUUGUGCUUUCUACUUAAACUUUGUUUCAUGUCACCUUAUAAACGGCUAGUUGUUGAUAAACGUGAAAUUUGAAUUGCUUAUCGAGCGCAGAAAAGCUUUGGUUUUAGUAUCUUUCAUGUAAGAAAACGUAACGGCGACUUUUUUACAAAAAACUAAGGUCAUCUCCAAUGAGACACAAAAAAUUCUUUUAUAUUUUACGCUAAAAUAAAAUAACUCUAUAAUAAAAAUUGAAUUUGUUCAAAAAUUCAUUCUAUAACAGAAUAAAAUAACUCUAUAAUAGAAUUGAAUUUGUUCAAAAGUUCUAUCUAUAACAGAGUGAAAUAUAGAGUAACGUUGUUUUUCUAACUUUAUAUUUGGAGUAAAAAAAAUAACAUUACUCUAUAUUUUAUUUUAUUAUAGAGUAAUUCUAUUAUAAAGUGGAUUAUUGGAACAAAUUCAAUUAUAUAGUAGAGUUACUCAGUGUUUCAAAAAAAAAAAGUAGAGUUACUCUAUCUUAUAAUAAAAUAUAUAGUAAAUUUUUGUGUAACAUUGGAGAUGGCCUAAAAUAGUUGGGUAACCAGCUUUGGGUUUAUCACCUUUGUUUACUAUGAAACCAGCGCUUACUUUAUCCUUGACAAUUUUCAUCCCCAUUAGUCUCGUCUCAUAAGUCAUAACCUUACACAAAAAAAAAAAAUUAAGAGAACGAAAACAAAAUUUCAGAUUUGACCAAAUGAAUUAUAUUUGUUUCUUGGUAAUAACCAAGAAAACAUUUAUUAACAAAAUCUGGCUUCGUUUAAAACUCGUUUCCUAAUAAAAAGAUGCGUUACUAAUAGUAUUUUUCUUUUGAAAUAAAACACACAAUAAAAACUCUGCUUUGCUUAUCUCUUGACGCCAUAUCGUCUUACAAUGGGAGACAAACAUCAGCCAUACCUUAACGGCACAUACUACGGCCCAUCGGUUCCUCCGCCGCUUAAGCCAAAUCGCCGAUACAAACCACCCGGAUGCUGCUGCUGCUUCAACUGCAUUGGAAGCUGUCUACGUUGCUGCGGUUGCUGUAUCCUAAGCCUAAUCUGCAACAUCCUCGUAGCCGUAGCCGUUAUCCUCGCCGUAACGGCAUUACUUAUCUGGCUCAUCUUCCGUCCCAACGCCGUUAAAUUGUACGUAACCGACGCUAGUCUAAACCGGUUCAGCUUGGAUUCAAACAACAACAUCAAGAUACACUACGAUCUCGAUCUCAACUUCACGGUCCGUAACCCUAACCAACGGCUCGGAGUCUACUACGAUGCGAUCCAGGUCAGUGGUUAUUACGGAGAACAGCGGUUCGGUUAUGUAGACGUUUCGCCGUUCUAUCAGGGACAUAAAAACACGACGGUUGUUGUGACAAAGAUCGAGGGACAGAACUUGGUGGUGCUCGACGACGGAGGGAGAGCUGGAGUUUACAGUAUCGAUGUGAAGCUGGUGAUGAGGGUUAGGUUCAGGUUUUGGGUGGUAAAGUCUUGGAAAUUCAAACCGAAGGUUAAGUGUAAUGAUCUCAAGGUUCCUCUCGUAUCCUCUAAUUCAACGAGCGGGUUUAAGUUUGAAACUAUGGAGUGUGAUUUUGACUUUUAUUAGCCAAACUUGCAGUUUUAUGAAUUGUUGUGGGAUUAUAUGUUGGAAAAGAAAAACUUGUGGAGUAUGUAAAGUGGUAGUGUUGGAGAUGGAGUCAUGAACAUAUACUCUUGUCUUUAAAACUUUUAUGUGACAGUCCUGCAUCACUUAGUUCUGAUUCAUGCAAUAGAUUUUUAAUUUUUUUUUUUCUGAAUAAUGAAAAACUGUUUUGCAUAAUAAUAACAACUGCUACACACUUCACUUGAAUACUUGAUCAUCUGAAUAUGUAUUUGUAACCACAUUUUAGAGAAUUGCAAAAUCAUAAUCUGCCAUGGGUACACUAUACGAUAGUACCAUAUAUGGCUAAUACUUAUAUGGAGAGUUAUGGCUACAACUCAUUUUGAAAUCCAAAGCAUAAAGUUUCCAAACUCAAUUUUGAAUAUUGUAAGUUAUUCAAAAAUUAUCAAAACUCAAGAUUAAAGUAUUGAGAAUAGAUUAGCCGAGUUAGAUGACAAAAAAAAAAAAGAAUAGCCGAGUUCACACAGGAUUUCCUAUCAGCUUGAGAUUUUGAUAGUGUCAUCAGACAUGCUUAUCAGCUUGAGUUUGUAACAAAACA
Messenger RNA from Brassica rapa (field mustard), 2366 nucleotides. RefSeq names its product NDR1/HIN1-like protein 2. Lineage: Eukaryota; Viridiplantae; Streptophyta; Magnoliopsida; Brassicales; Brassicaceae. Gene Ontology annotation, cellular component: plasma membrane. Gene Ontology annotation, biological process: defense response to other organism. The record is from RefSeq and is a predicted model, not a curated record.